AUGGAGGAUGUCGGUGACCAAUUUGUAAAGAUUUUGUUGAUGAAUUCAUUUUUUCAAGAUGCAGAGAUUGAUGAAUAUGGUGAGAUCAAAAGAUUCAAAAUGCAUGAUUUAAUGCAUGAUCUUGCAGCGAUGGUUGCUGGCAAUGAUUAUUUUUACUUGGACAGUGAAGCAACAGAAGUUAAGGGUAGACCUAUGCACGUGUCAUUGGAAUCCAAUGCCAUUCAUUUGUUGGAAUCAUUAGACCCGAGCAGGCUGCGAACUUUGAUUUUGCCGUAUAACUUUGUAAAGGAGAAAUAUUUGUCAGUUGCAAAGUUCAAAUACUUACGCGUCUUGAAGAUGGGUGGAUUUUGCUUUUUCAAUUUCUCUGAAAAUUUGAAGCAUUUAAGAUACCUUGAAGCAUUUGAACAACCACCAAGUCUUCCCAAAUAUAUGAGCAAUCUUGUUUUCCUGCAAACAUUAAAAUUGAAGAACUGCGAUGAAGAAUCAUUUUCCGAAGUGGUCACAAAAUUAGUGAAUUUGAGAUGGCUUGAGGUUUUUGAUUACGAGUCCUUGAGUGGGAUGGCAGUUGGGUGGGGAAAAUUAUUAUCUUUGUUGCAAUUCUUACCCAUCUUUGUCGUGAGAGAUAGCCAAAAAACAAGAUGUGGCACACUAAAUGAAUUGAAGGACUUAAACCUAAGAGGCAACUUAGAAAUUAAGCAUCUCGAUCGUGUUAGAGACGUGGCUCUGGAAUCACGUGAUGUAAAUUUAAAAGAAAAAAAGUUUCUUCAGUCCUUGACUCUACAUUGGAGUCGUGAUCACUUCCCUAGCCGUGAAGCCAACCGUAACCAUGAAAGAUUCCAAUUAUUAGAAAACCUUCAGCCCCACCGUAAUCUUAAGCGAUUGACGGGGGAGUGGUAUCCAGGCCAGCAUUUCCCAAACUGGCUUUCUCUCCUCACAAAUGUUGUUCACAUCACUCUCCUUGAGUUUCAAAAUUGUCCCUGUCUCCCACCGUUGGAACGUCUCCCGUCACUGAAGUCACUUGAGAUAGAAAGUCUUGAAGAAUUGGAAUACAUAGAUCUUGAUGAAGACGAUUCUGCUGUAACCUUCUUCCCCUCUUUGGAGAGCCUCAAAUUAGAGUUUUGCUCUAAUCUUAGGGGAUGGCGGAGGCGGGGAGAUGAUAUCAAUGAGAAUUCACAUAAUCUCUCCUUACCUCUUUCAUUUCCUCGUCUUUCUCAACUACAUGUCUCUUUCUGUCCAAAGUUGACUUCCAUGCCAACUUUUCCAAAAGUUAAGGAUUUAGAGUGGCGUAGAUCGAGUGCAGAGCUAUUGAUAGCAACCCUAAACUCAACAGUGUUAACAUGUUCAGCUGACUCAUCUUCCUCCGCUGCUCCUCUUUCCAUGCUCAAACAAUUGACGAUUUCUGGUCCUACGGAUUUUCCGAAGGGUUGGAUUCAAAAUCUGACUUCUCUCGAGUCUCUUGAAAUUAUAUGGUCUGAAAAUGAAACACUGGAGGAAUUUGAGACUUGGUUUAAGGACGACACCAACUGCCUUCCUUCUCUGCGACAAAUCAGGAUAUAUUUCUGUCAAAACCUAAAGGCUUCGCCAGAUUGGAUUUGCAACCUCGAUUCAAAAUCUGACUUGAUUCAAAAUCUGACUUCUCUCGUCGCUUCAGCGUAUCAAAAUUCAAAAUCGAAUAUUGCCGAAAGAUCUUUGAGUCGUCUUACCAACUGCAUUGCUGCCCGAAGGAAUGAGUCGUCUUACCAACUUAAAGAUCUUUGA
This is a messenger RNA of Abrus precatorius (Indian licorice), 1758 nucleotides long. RefSeq names its product putative disease resistance protein RGA4. The coding region runs from base 1 to 1758 and encodes 585 amino acids. NCBI's taxonomy places the organism in Eukaryota, Viridiplantae, Streptophyta, Magnoliopsida, Fabales, Fabaceae. The record is from RefSeq and is a predicted model, not a curated record. The transcript has a single exon.